Molecule: messenger RNA, 3468 nt
Organism: Callorhinchus milii (elephant shark)
Lineage: Eukaryota; Metazoa; Chordata; Chondrichthyes; Chimaeriformes; Callorhinchidae
Product: prolyl endopeptidase
Exons: 15
Coding region: 105-2240 (711 amino acids)
Biological process (GO): proteolysis
Cellular component (GO): cytosol
Molecular function (GO): oligopeptidase activity; serine-type endopeptidase activity
Source: RefSeq, a predicted model, not a curated record
GGUCACGUGUUUCCGCUUCCUGCUCGGUGCCGCGCGGCUCGUCGUCGCUCUCGGGGAGUUUGAAUAACGGGAUUGGAAGGCAGCGCCGUUAGUGAGCGGUGGCCAUGGCUACAAUGGCGUUUGAGUAUCCGGCGGCCCGCAGACUGCAGACGAUUAAUGAUUACCAUGGACAUAAAAUUCCUGACCCUUAUAGCUGGCUGGAAGACCCAGAUAGUGAGGAAACAAAGGCUUAUGUGGAAGCUCAGAAUAAGUUGACAAUGCCAUUCCUGGAAAAAUGCGCAUUGAGGGAAAAAUUCAAGAAAAGAAUGACGGAACUCUAUGAUUAUCCAAAGUACAGCUGCCAUUUUCGAAGAGGAAAGAGAUAUUUUCACUUCUUCAACACAGGGUUGCAAAACCAAAGUGUAAUGUAUGUCCAGUGUUCGCUGGAUGAUGAACCUCAAAUUUUCCUUGAUCCCAACAAAUUCUCAGAUGAUGGUACUGUAGCUUUAAGAGGCUAUGCUUUCUCUGAAGAUGGUGAAUAUUUUGCAUAUGGAUUGAGUUCAAGUGGCUCAGAUUGGGUAACCAUCAAAUUCUUAAAGGUUGAUGGUGCUGUGGAACUUUCAGAUACCCUGGAAAGGGUGAAGUUUAGUUGCAUGGCUUGGACUCAUGAUGGAAAGGGAAUUUUUUACAACUGUUACCAAAAGCAGGAUGGAAAGAAUGAUGGUACAGAAACAUCUACAAAUCUGGAUCAAAAAUUGUAUUACCACAUACUGGGCACUGAGCAGUCAAAAGAUAUAUUAAGUGCCGAAUUUCCAGACUAUCCAAAGUGGAUGGGUGGAGCUGAGAUAUCAGAUGAUGGCCGAUAUAUUCUCUUGUCUAUCAGAGAAGGCUGUGACCCGGUCAACCGGCUUUGGUACUGUGAUCUAGAAGAGAUGCCUGGUGGUAUUAAAGGAAUUCUACCAUGGGUCAAACUCAUGGAUAACUUUGAUGCAGAAUAUGAAUACGUCACAAAUGCAGGCACGGUCUUCACAUUCAAGACAAAUCUCAAUUCUCCUUGUUACCGCUUAAUCAAUAUUGACUUCAGUGAUCCUGAUCCUUCUAAAUGGAAAGUUUUAGUUCCAGAGCAAAACAAAGAUGUACUAGAAUGGGCUGGAUGUGUCAGAUUCAACAUUCUGAUUUUAUGCUACCUUCAUGAUGUGAAGAAUGUGCUACAGCUGCAUGACCUGACCACAGGAGCACACAUAAAGACUUUUCCUUUGAAUGUGGGCAGUAUUGUGGGAUACAGUGGACGAAAGAAAGACAAUGAAAUCUUCUAUCAGUUUACUAGCUUUCUGACUCCAGGUAUUAUUUAUCACUGUGAUAUGACCAAAGAAGCAUUGAAGCCAAGUGUUUUUAGAGAAGUGACCGUGAAGGGAUUUGAUCCAUCUGAUUACCAGACUAUUCAGGUCUUCUAUCCAAGUAGAGAUGGAACUAAGGUACCAAUGUUCAUUGUUCAUAAGAAAGGAAUCAAAUUUGAUAACUCUCACCCUGCUUUCCUUUAUGGAUAUGGUGGCUUCAAUAUAUCCAUCACACCAAGUUACAGUGUUUCAAGACUUAUUUUUGUGAGACAUCUGGGGGGCGUUUUGGCUGUCGCUAAUAUCAGAGGUGGUGGUGAAUAUGGAGAGACCUGGCACAAAGGUGGAAUGCUAGCAAGAAAACAAAACUGUUUCAAUGACUUCCAGUGUGCUGCUGAAUAUCUCAUUUCAAAGGGCUACACUUCUUCAUUAAAACUGACCGUCAAUGGAGGCUCUAAUGGUGGAUUAUUAGUGGCUGCUUGUGUGAACCAGCAACCUCAUCUUUUUGGCUGUGCCGUGGCUCAAGUUGGGGUCAUGGACAUGCUUAAGUUCCACAAAUUUACCAUUGGGCAUGCUUGGACCACUGAUUAUGGCAGUUCAGAAUCCAAGGAGCAGUUUGAUUUCCUAAUCAAGUACUCUCCACUUCAUAAUAUUAAGCUGCCAGAAGGUGGUGAUGUUGAGUAUCCGGCAGUGUUGUUAAUGACAGCAGAUCAUGAUGAUCGUGUAGUACCUCUGCAUUCUCUGAAAUUCAUAGCUACUCUGCAGCAUAUCGUUGGCCGAAGUCCAAGACAGACUAACCCACUAUUCAUCUACGUUGAUACCAAGGCUGGGCAUGGUGCAGGGAAACCAACAGCUAAAGUAAUUCAGGAGGUCUCUGAUAUGUAUGCUUUCAUAGCAGAAACUUUGAGCCUUAAAUGGAUCAAUUAAGGCAGCAAUUGUCAUCUCUGCAUAACACUAGUAGUGAGGGAGAGUAAAGUGUCAAAAUGUGUAAACUAAUGGAUAGUGCAAUACUUACAUUUAACAAUUGGCGGUUUGUUCUGUAUGACUGAUGGUUUUAGUGCUCAACAGACACGCACUUAAGUUAACAGCUGUACACAGCAUGCUCUGAUUUUAAUUCACGUGGAAGAUUAUCAAAUUUCUGCCCUUUAUGAAUGAACAUUGGUGAGUAGAGCUUGGCUAUAGCAUAUGAAUGGAAUAUUUCUAAAUGGAUGGCAUAAAGGUCUCAAUUUAAAUAUUCUCAUUUGUAGUGUUUUGGAUUUGACACAUUUCAGGUUUUUUAAAUCUCUCCUUUCGCCUUCUGUCCUACAAUGCACAGUCCACAAAGUCCUGUUAUUCAGAACGGUUUAAAUAAUUGUGAAAAUAAUUAUUCCAAUGCACUAAAUAAAAUGUACAAUCCUACUUCAACUUUCUCUCACUAAUUAGAUUGCUUCCAUCUUUUCAAAUCUUAAAUAACUAUUGGCAGUUUGUACCUAAUCUCUUUGUUAAACAAUCUUCCUACUGUACAAAAUUGUCAAAACAAUUAUUCUGACAACAACCGCCACAUAAGCCAUUUCUGGUGAACUAUAAAUUAAACCAUAUCUCUGUGUGAUGUAAUCCCAUUUAAGUUUUACCUGUUAAAUGUUUGUUAAAGAAAACUUAGUACAACCACAGUUCGUUUUCUAUUUAAGAAAUGAGUUCUCGAUAAUGUUUGAUUCAGUUUGUGUGCAUCUUCACCAAGUAAUACAUGGGAGAGAGAUUUGAAUUUCUGAAGGAGUAGCAUUGCUUGCAUUCGGAAAGCCAUAUAAUCUGUCCCGAUAGAAUUAAUUAAUGUAACACUAAUUGAUUUUUAAAAUAUACAUUUUUAAAAUAUAUUUUAAAAAUAUGUUUAAGUGUAAGUAUUGCAGAGUAAUAGAACAUUAGUUUGAGUUAUUACCCUAGCCUCCAAAUUAUUUACUACAAAAACCUCAACCUUUACAGGGCAGUUUAGACAACAUAAGUUUACCAUGCAAUUCCAAUGUAUUUCAAUUGGAUCUGACUGUUACACCAGUCUGAUUUUUACCUCAAUUCUAAUUGACGAAUGUGGUAACUGACAAUUCAAGUUCACAUCUUCCUGUGUUGAAUUAAAGAUGUAUCAAGGUUUCAAUGACUGGAAUAAAUAACAUUGAAUUUGCCUUAA